Monomorium pharaonis (pharaoh ant) is the source of this 1831-nucleotide messenger RNA. RefSeq lists its product as uncharacterized. The coding region runs from base 1197 to 1721 and encodes 174 amino acids. Gene Ontology annotation, cellular component: membrane. NCBI's taxonomy places the organism in Eukaryota, Metazoa, Arthropoda, Insecta, Hymenoptera, Formicidae. The record is from RefSeq and is a predicted model, not a curated record. Gene Ontology annotation, molecular function: odorant binding; olfactory receptor activity. Gene Ontology annotation, biological process: sensory perception of smell. The transcript is spliced from 3 exons.
UUAUUUAUAAUUAAAGAAAGAAAACUCUUUAACAUAAAAUUUUAAUAUGAUCAGGGGGACACUAUCAGAAAUAUAAUAUAUAUCUUAUUAUUAUACAGAAGUUAAGAUUCUGUUUCUUAUUUAGUAUUUAACUUUUGGUUAGUAUUUCUUGUCUUUCUCCAGUUAAUUAGAAAAUCUUGUUGAUAGGUAACAGUUAAGAUAACGCUUCGUAAUAAAUAAAUACUGUUGCAGCGAGCUCUUGUUGCAGUUUGUAGUCUACGAAGCACUGCGUAUAUCGCAGCACCUGCUUAUUUCCAAAGGGAGUACUCAGGUAACUUAAUGAUUUUUCACUUGGAUUGAGUGGAUUAACUGCCUUUAUUGACGAUUGAUUUGUGUUCUCUCGUUCGCGGCACCGUGUUACAAUGGCGGUAAAAAAAGGAUCUAGUGCGUUCAUGAAGACACGCGUAAUGUCGCUAGAGAGACUCAAGAGAAGUGUCGCGGGCGAAGAGCGUCGCGGUGGCAUGGAUGAAUUAGAACGCGGCUAACCCGGGUUUACAGAAUGCGUCAAGAGCGGGAAUACAAAUCUUAGCUAACUAGUGAUGGCGAUACAAAGUUUUAUAUUUAAUAAAUAGUUGUAUAUAUUUUUUUAUAAGCAUAAUAAUAAAUGCUUAAAUGCUUAAAUGCUGAAAUAAACAGUUCAUUUUUUAUUUCGUAUUUUUUGCAAAAAUUUGUAAAAAGAACAAGAAAAUAUAUAACUGAAUACAUAUGUAAUCAUUAGUCGAAGUAUUACCUUCUUUUAAAAUCUUUAUGUACUUAUAUAAAUAAUUGAAAACCUUAUACAUUUUUUUAGUUUCAUAAAUGUUUCCCAUUUUAAAUCUUUAUUUUUCAAUUUUGUAUUCACCAAAAAAUUAGAAAAAUCCCCUUGUGAACUAUAUUGAAUACAGGUACUUUACUUCAUCUUUUAUGUUAAAAUUUUUUUACAAUAGUUAUAUCAAAUUUUUUUAAAGUAAUAUUUUUUAAAGUAAUACUAUAUUUAAAUUGAUGUAAAUACGAUUAGAAUAAGAGAUGUCUAACCUUCUUCACUUUAGUAUUUUUUAUGAAAUAAAAGUGCAUUGCAUUACAUCAAAUAUAUGUGACAUAAUUUGCUUGCUUCAGUUUUGGCUACUUUUAUUGUACCGGGAUUAAUAAUAAUAACUUGUCUACCUCGGAUACUCAAUAUGAUUUUACCAAUGAAUGAAUCGCGAUCGGAACAAUUAAUAAUUACAGUAGAAUACUUUAUCGAUAGAGAAACAUACUUUUUCGCUAUUAUACAUAUUAUCGUAGCUCAGUAUGCUGGUUGCAUUACGAUAACGUCCGUUGCAACAAUACUUAUUGCAUAUGUUAUGCAUACAUGCGCUAUGUUUCAAAUCGCCAGCCAUAGAAUAAAACAUAUAUUUGACGAGAACUUAGAACUAAUAUCAAAGGAUAUUAAACAGUAUACACUUUACAAUAAAUUAAUUCAUGCAGUAUAUGUUCAUCGUAGAGCAAUAGAUUUGACCAAUAUUUUGACAAACAGUUUCGCGACAUUGUAUUUCGUGUUAUUAGGAUUUGGUGUGGCUUCGAUGUCUCUUAGUUUUUUUAAUGUAAGCGUAUAUGCAAUUACUGCAAUUAAAGAAAUUAUUUAUUUAAAAAAAACAUUAAUUAGUGAUAUACGAAUUAAUGCGAUAUGUAAACAUUACAUGAAAGAUAUGAUACAUAAUUAAUUAAUAAUUUUAUUCAAGUUUUUGAAUGCAGUAAUAUUCUUGGAAGUAGACACAAUAGUUAUAUGCAGUUUUGUUAUACUUAUACAUUUCUAUUAUAUAUUUCUGGGAAA